GCAGAUAUUAUUCCCUGUUCCAUUCGUGCUGAUCGUAUCAUCCCCCUGCCAGGAUUUCCCAUCUGGAGGUCGCCGCGCUGCAGCGGUAGCGCGAGAGCUCGCCGAUGGGCGGGCCUGAUGUCGAUGGAGAAUUGCUUGCUUUGGGGAUUCAGUCUCGAGGUUGUAUGCACCGAUUUAGUACACACGCAAGGGCUCUCUGACACGGCGUGAGAGUUUGUCAUCAUCAUUAUCGUCAUCAUAUCAGGCACAAGUGCCUUUGCCUUCUUCUCCCAAUCCUAUUUCUGACCCUGAGAUAGCAGUCAACACUCAACGGGUGUCUCUCUCUCUGCGUGUGGUUUUUUGGAGAAGGUGGGAAAGAAAGAAAGAGAGCGAGCGAUAGAGUUGGGAUUGCUACUGGGUGGAGUUAGUUUUUGUGGAGUAGGCAUUGUUGGCGAUGGGGGAUGAGGACGUGAAGGCGAAGGAUGAGCAAGUCCCAGGCUGCUCAAGGCUUCAUGUUUUGUGUGCGUUGUCGGAGUUUGGCGACGGGGAGCUGGCGGAGCUCCGUGAGCUGCUAGAUGCUGGGGCCGAUCCCAACGCCUUGGACAGCUUCGAGCGCGCUCCGCUGUCGCUGCUGUGCAUGAAUACGGGUCAUGUGGAAGCUGCGAAGGCACUGUUAGCGUCUGGGGCUCUACCCUCGUCUCAAGACACUUGGGGCAGGACAUCGCUGCACUGGUGUUGUGAUCGGGGAUGGUUGGCGAUAGCUGAGCUUCUACUCGGGAGUGGAGCUUCGGUGAACGAAUCCACAAAGCAAGGAGACACGCCAUUGCUUUGGGCAGCUAAAUCAGGACAUGUCAAGUUGGUACAGUUGCUGUUACAAUCUGGAUGUGAUCCACUCCUGCGCAACAAUCGCGAUGAGGCUCCUCUCGAUGUGGCUACUGAUGAAGUCGUGAGCACUUUGAUAUACUCUGCAGUUUCUGAGAAGAAGUCUAGCAUUAGAGUCACAGAUUUUGCUCCUCCCCUUCAAAAAGCAGAAGACGCAGUGAGAGAGAAACCCACCAACUGGAAGGAGGAGAAAGCCCCAGCAUCACCAGAACGCAACAUUCCUAGAACGGUCAGCUCUGAAUUAGGCAGCCGUGCAUUGGCCGGGUUGCCAAUGGGCGCGCAGACUGGAACCUCUGGUGGUCUGUUGUUCUCAGCUUACAAGAAGCAGCCAAUGUCAUCAAUAGCUGGAUCGGGUUCUGGGCCAGGACCCAAGAAAAUGAAAAUAACUCUGAAGAAGAAGUGAUUUCUUGAUGUCCCCUCGCACCGUGUGUGUAAGAUGAUCCCGUACUGUAACACUUGAACAUUGGUAAACUGGUCAUUUUUUCUGAUAUGAUUGGAGGCUCUACAGUCUGGCCAAUCUAUCUCAGGCUUGACAAGCCAAAUUGUUUGGACUGAUAUUUUUUCCACGAACCCAAGAAUUUGGUCUGCUCUGGGCAGCAACCUGUUCAUUGAGAAUGAGGGAAGGAGAUGACACUCAGUAUGUAGAAGCAGCGAAUCGAUAAGGUAGAAUGUGGAUACAUUGACGAGAGCCUUCUGGAGUGACGAUUGCAGGGUAUCGCUCCUUGCCGUCGUAAGGACCUAGAUCUAUCCUUGAUUCGUGUACAAUGUCAAAGUUUAGCAAGAUGAAUUCUUUUGGAUGUUUGUAAA
Messenger RNA from Physcomitrium patens, 1668 nucleotides. RefSeq lists its product as uncharacterized. The record is from RefSeq and is a predicted model, not a curated record. Gene Ontology annotation, biological process: protein K6-linked ubiquitination. Gene Ontology annotation, cellular component: BRCA1-A complex; BRCA1-BARD1 complex. Gene Ontology annotation, molecular function: protein binding; ubiquitin-protein transferase activity. Lineage: Eukaryota; Viridiplantae; Streptophyta; Bryopsida; Funariales; Funariaceae.